GAAAGGAGAGGGACUCCUGGGGUUAGGGGAAGAGGGCAUGUGGAUGAGUGGGGGACACACCAAACUCAUCAAAUUGAUCACCCCCUUUGAAAAUUAUUGAGGCUUUUCUGACACAAACAUAUAAUAAAAACACAAAGCCCUGACCGUCUCUCAGGCCUCUUCAGUGUUUUGCCCUUUCUCUCCUCUCUCUCUCUCUCUAUCUCUAUCUCUCUUCCUCUGCUUACUUGAAAUCUUGGUGGAACUGCAUUUGGGUCAGAGUGGAAAACACCAACGUCUGUGAAUUGAGAAGAAAACCCUCAUCAACUUCUCAGCUUCCUCAUUAGUGCUUGGAAUUAAAGGUCUGUGAGGAUGCCAAGAUCAGGCCCAAGACCCUAUGAGUGUAUCAGGAGAGCUUGGCACAGUGAUAGGCACCAGCCUGUGAGAGGUUCUCUCAUUAAAGAGAUUUUCAGUGUGGCGAAUGAGAUCCAUAGCUCAGCUACUAGGAAGAACAAGGAAUGGCAAGAGAAGCUCCCUAUUGUUGUGUUGAAAGCAGAAGAGAUUAUGUACUCUAAAGCCAAUUCUGAGGCCGAAUAUACGGACCUUAAAACGCUUUGGGACCGGGCAAAUGAUGCCAUUAAUACCAUAAUUCGCCGCGAUGAAAGCAUUGAAACUGGGGAAGAGUUUCUUCAGCCUUGUAUUGAAGCUGCUCUCAAUCUGGGGUGUGUAGCAAGAAGAGCUUCAAGGAGCCAACGGUAUUCUAAUCCAAGGUGUUAUCUGAGCCCCAUCACUUCUGAUGUCCCUAGCGUGGUAGAGAAAGGUAGUCAAAAGGAUAAAAUUUCCAAUCCACAGUAUACGCCUCAUUGUUCGAACUUUGUGAAACCCAUUACUAUUAACUCAACCCAUCUUGGCCCUGAAUCCACUAUGAAAUCUACCUCUGCAGCCGAAAAUGUUCCUCCUUGUGGUUAUGACCAAUGCUCACCUAGGGAUAUUCGGGCAACGUCUAAUAUGUCUUCAUAUCCUCUGUACUAUGGGAACUGCCCUCAGUUUGAAGAACUCAAGCAUGGUUUUGUUAGCCUUCCCAAACCAGUUCCGAACCCUAUAAAGCCGGCCAAGAUGAGUGUUAUCCCAAACCUGUUCAGAAAUGGAGAUAAACCAAGCAACAGUAGUCAGAAAGGUCCAAGGGACUACCCUGAUCAGAGCCCAGAUACAAUUUGGUGUGAUCUCUCUCUCCGGUUAGGCUCACUCUCUAGUCGAUGCCCGGGUAGUGAAAGCAAUCCUGCACAGAAAGUCAAAGAUGUUGGUGCUCAAGAAGGGAGCAAGUGUACUGAUCAGCCUUCACAAUUGGACAAAGAGCUGUCUUUCUUUCCUAAAGGUAAUGACCGUGUCCCAAUAGGCUCGAAUUCAGGUCGGUGGAGUUUUGAGGGCGAGUUUAUGAAUGUGCAAUCAACAAUGAGAAAGCGAAAGGCAGAUUUUAAUCACCCAAACUGAGGAUACUAAAUUUUGUAGGCAGCCAGAGCUUCCGUUCAGCCGCUUGACUGGAAGUAUGGGAAAUGGAGAUUUGUAGACUGACUCCUCUUGCUUUAGUGAGUUGUUUCAAGAUCCUCUUGCUGAAGCUUUUUCUUUUUUCUUUUAGCAAAAUCUUGAUUUUACUUCCUAGCUGGUAAAUGAAGUGAGCUGCUUUUUUGCAGUGUUGAAAUGUAAAUACUGAACUAAAUAGGUUAGAUUAGCAAAUCGAUGAGCUAACUAGUGCUGCUUUUGCAGUUAGCAAAAUAUGAAGCUUUUCUAGAACAUUGAACUUUUAUGAAGUUAAGGUUAUAUUGGGGUUACAUUGCAUGA
Molecule: messenger RNA, 1815 nt
Organism: Rosa rugosa (rugosa rose)
Lineage: Eukaryota; Viridiplantae; Streptophyta; Magnoliopsida; Rosales; Rosaceae
Exons: 4
Coding region: 349-1467 (372 amino acids)
Biological process (GO): regulation of DNA-templated transcription
Molecular function (GO): transcription coregulator activity
Source: RefSeq, a predicted model, not a curated record